ACCCACACCUCCGCACACCCGACCACUGCGCCCAGCGACACCCGGCUGCCGCCUGCGAGAUGGCGUCGUUCUGGCGGACGCAGCGCCACAUGCUGCAGGUCGCCCGGCCCAUCGCCGUCCGCAUGGCGCAGGUCGUGUGCGUCAGCAUCCUCAUCGGCGACAACGUGGCGCAGGUGCAGCGCGCCGAGGGCACGUCGAUGAUGCCGACGCUGGCGCUGCGCGGCGACAUUGUCGUCGUCGUGCGGCCGGCGCUCUGUGCCCGCUGGCGCGCCUGGCGCGGCGAGACGGACGCCGGCGGCGUCAAGGGCAAGGGCAAGGGCUCGAUGCUGCGCCUCGGCGACCUCGUCGUCGCCACGUCCGUCACGCACCCCGACCGGCAGGUGCUGAAGCGCGUGCUGGGCCUGGAAGGCGAUACAGUGCUGCUCGAUCCCCGCGCAUCAUCGUGCGAGACGGAGCCGUGGCUGGACAGCACGCGCGAGGAGGACCUCGACGAGGAGGUGGGGCCGCCCGAGCACGGCGCGGCCCGCUACAUCACGGUGCCGCGCGGGCAUAUGUGGCUUGUCGGCGACAAUCUGCCGAUGUCCAAUGACAGCCGGCACUAUGGGCCAGUGCCACUCGGCCUGCUCAAGGGCGUCGUCGUCGCCAAGGUGGUGCCCGAAAUGCACUGGCUCGGCUCAAAUCUCGAGCCGCUGCCGUAGUCUCUGCUCCCUGCUGCAUCUCGCCUCUGCGCCACAUCUGUAUUCUGUAUUCUGCAUCCGACCCCUGCAUCGCUCCACAGCACACGCAUAAUCAAGCCCGCUCACGUCACACUGAUGGGUGGUCAUUGCGGGGUUAGGGUGUGGCC
Messenger RNA from Tilletiopsis washingtonensis, 844 nucleotides. RefSeq names its product LexA/Signal peptidase. NCBI's taxonomy places the organism in Eukaryota, Fungi, Basidiomycota, Exobasidiomycetes, Entylomatales. The record is from RefSeq and is a predicted model, not a curated record. Gene Ontology annotation, molecular function: serine-type endopeptidase activity. The transcript is spliced from 3 exons. Bases 60 to 698 code for a protein of 212 amino acids. Gene Ontology annotation, cellular component: mitochondrial inner membrane peptidase complex; membrane.